Messenger RNA from Camelina sativa (false flax), 2451 nucleotides. The record is from RefSeq and is a predicted model, not a curated record. Lineage: Eukaryota; Viridiplantae; Streptophyta; Magnoliopsida; Brassicales; Brassicaceae.
UAACAAGCGAGAGCCCCUAGACUUUGCCUUGUUCUGUCUGCAGUAGUAGUAGUAGUGUUGUUAUAGUACGACUCACUCACUGCUAAAAAAAGUUUUACAACGGAACUAGCGAAUAAGGUAUUUUUCCAAAGUGACCCCUAAUCUUUUCUCUUUAUUCUAAUUUCACUCCCUUUUCUUUUAUAAACUCCAUAAUCCACCCUCUUUGUUUUCUCUUUCCUCUGUCACUAUCCGUUGCGAACCCAAACGGCUCUCUCACUCGAUCGACAUUUUUCUCUUAUUCUCUCUGAAGCUCUUCUCUCUCUCUAUUUACGAAUCCCGAUAUGAGCCACGGGUGGUUAUGGUUAUGAAUAAUCCUGCAAACAACAACAACAACAACUCAGUUGCAGCGUCUGUAUCAUCAGCCUUAGCUCUAGCUCCGCCGCCACAUCCGCCGCAGCCUCACCGUCCUUCCACUUCUUGUGAUCGUCACCCGGAUGAGCGUUUCACCGGAUUCUGCCCUUCUUGUCUCUUCGACCGUCUCUCUGGUCUAGACAUCACAACCGGGAAAAGCACCGCCGUCUCCGUCGCGUCUUCUUCAAGGAAACCGCCAUCGUCUUCCGCCGCUCUUAAGGCGAUCUUCAAACCCUCUUCUUCUUCUUCCUCCGGGUCGUUGUUCCAGGAACUUCGGAGGACGAAAUCGUUCUCGGCGACAAAGGCCGAAGCUUUAACCUUUGAGCCACAGAGAAGAUCCUGUGAUGUUAGGGUUAGGAACACUCUUUGGUCUCUGUUUCACGAAGAGGAGCAUAAUAAUUCUCAAACCAGAGAGGGUUUAUUAAGUGAGAUUGAUCUCGAAAACGCCAAUUCCGUAUUAAAGUCGCAUCUUUUCGAGGAGGAAACUGAAAUUGAAAUCGUAAAGGACAUUACUUUAGGGAAUCUGAAGGAACCCAGAAGCGUAAUCGACGAAAUCGUCGAAGAAGAAGAAGAAGAAGAAGAAGAAGAGAUUGAAGAAGAAGAGGAGAUUGAGAAAGUGAAGGACUUUGAAAUGGAGUUUAAUCCUCAGACGACUAAGAAGCCAAACAGAGACUUCAAAGAGAUUGCUGGGAGUUUCUGGUCAGCGGCGUCAGUGUUCAGCAAGAAACUGCAGAAAUGGAGACACAAGCAGAAGCUUAAGAAGCAUAGAACCGGUAAUCUCGGAGCUGGAUCCGCCGCGUUACCCGUGGAGAAGUCAAUUGGGAGACAGCUUAGAGAUACUCAGUCUGAAAUCGCUGAGUAUGGUUACGGGAGGAGAUCGUGUGAUACAGAUCCAAGAUUCUCAAUUGACGCCGGAAGAUUCUCGCUUGAUGCCGGUAGGGUUUCGGUGGAUGACCCUCGUUACUCGUUUGAUGAGCCGCGUGCUUCUUGGGAUGGGUAUAUGAUCGGGAGAACAGGUGCUCCGCCGCGAAUGACUUCGAUGUUGUCUGUAGUUGAAGAUUCUCCGGUGAGGAAUCAUGUUCUCCGGUCAGAUACUCACAUUCCGGUGGAAAAGCCACUGCCUUCUCCACCACUACUAGUACCAGGACCUGUGAUGGAUGAGAUUGUUCCUGGUGGAUCUGCACAGACACGAGAGUACUACUUAGACUCAUCUUCACGACGGAGGAAGAGUCUUGACCGUUGUAGCUCCACCAGGAAGUUAUCAGCCUCUGUUGUGGCUGAGAUCAAUGAAAUGAAACUGUCAAAAGACUCCAUUUCACAUUCACAUUCACAUUCAGUGAGAGAUGAUUGCUCUGUUGAGAACACUGAGAGGGGUGUCCGAGAAAAUGCAGGGACUACUAUGGAAUGCAACAAGAAGGGGACGAAGAAAUCUCGAUGGAGUUGGAACUUAUUCGGGCUGCUUCAUCGAAAAAACGGGAACAAAUUUGAAGAAGAAGAAGGAAGAAGCGGUGUGGAUCGAACGUUUUCAGGGUCGUGGAAUGUAGAAUCAAGAAAAGGGUUUGAUCCGAAGAUGAUUAGGAGCAAUAGUAGUGUGAGUUGGAGAAGUUCGGGUACCAAUGGAGGAGGGUUUCAAAGGAGUAGUGUGGACGGAUGUGUAAGUGGGAAGAAGAAGGUUAGUAAGAUUGAGAAUGGAAUGCUCAAGCUUUACUUGACGCCGAGUAAAGGAAGGCGGCGAGGAAGCAGCAAUUCGACAACUAACCGGCCUGUUCCGGCUUCUCAACCUUUUGGUAGUAGAAAUGUUAUGAACUUUUACUGACAACAUUGUAAUGGACUCUCGAGUCAUUCUUUAGAUUGGUAGUUGGGAAUAAGUUUGGUAGUGAAGUUGAAUUUGACAAAAACAUGUCAAAGAUUUUAAGUAUUCUUCAUUUGCUCAGUCUUAUAACAUUUAGUUCAAAGUUAAUCACUCUUCUUUGGUAAUGGAUGUAAACAGAAUUUUGAGUUGAUUACAUUUUUCUCUUUUUUCUUGCUUCUUUGUAUAAUAAGAUUGGAGUUUCAUGUGUA